Aspergillus nidulans FGSC A4 is the source of this 1686-nucleotide messenger RNA. RefSeq lists its product as uncharacterized. The record is from RefSeq and is a predicted model, not a curated record. Gene Ontology annotation, molecular function: DNA binding; zinc ion binding; DNA-binding transcription factor activity, RNA polymerase II-specific. Gene Ontology annotation, cellular component: nucleus. Bases 1 to 1686 code for a protein of 561 amino acids. The transcript has 4 exons. Lineage: Eukaryota; Fungi; Ascomycota; Eurotiomycetes; Eurotiales; Aspergillaceae. Gene Ontology annotation, biological process: DNA-templated transcription; regulation of transcription by RNA polymerase II; regulation of DNA-templated transcription.
AUGACCGGUCGAAAUGCUCCUCGCUCAAAGAAUGGAUGCAGCACGUGUCGUCGCCGCAAGGUAAAGUGCGGGGAGGAGCGUCCGGUCUGUAAACGAUGCUCUGCCUUGGGAAUUACUUGCGAAUGGGCCGCUGUCGUGAAGCGGGGGAGAUCGCAUACCCCGGUCCCUAUCCAGCCUGCUCGAGCCCGACGGCCAACGACAACCGCUGCGGCAACGUCGAGUACGGCUGAACAACCGCCUCUCGAUUUCAAUUCCCUUGCACUGAGCCCUCAAUUCAGUCAGAUGCUAUGCCCGGAAGCUCUAUUCCCUGAGAUAUGGACUUUUCUGCCGGCCGCCUUUACAGCUCCGACCCCGUUAUACCCGUCACUAUCCGGAACAGAUAUCGCGUGCUCGAACUCGCUGAUGCUCAUGGAGCAGGACCAGAUAUAUUUUCAAUACUUUCCGUCCUCGUCCGUUGUGUUCUACUACAUCAAGUCAUGGGCGUGGAGCGGUUUCAGCUACCUAUACCAAGGACCUGCCGCUUCCAGCAAGGUCGUCAUGCGCAUGAUACUCGCGUUGGCUGCGAACGACAUGCAUCGAAACGGGCUGCUCGUGCGGUCUCCAGGUCGACCCUCUGCGGAGGACCACGCGCGCUAUCAUUAUGGCCUCGCAGUGAAGGAAUUCCGGCAGCUCCUCGAGACACGCGAGAAGCCCCUCUCGCAGCCCGAGUUGGAGAUUGUCUUUGCGAGUAUGUUCCUGAUGAUAUCCUACGAGUGGCAGUUUGGGCAAUCUGUGCAGGAUCUCCAGCUUCACCUCCGCGGUGUGCGCUCGCUGUUAGAAUCGCACUCUAAACUCUUUGAGGGUAAAGAAGUAGACGAGGUACUCAUGUUCAUGGACACGGUCCAGUCGGAAGCCGCGCCUCAAGUCUCCUUCAUUCCGGAACAGUUGCUCCUUUGGAUAAUAUAUAUCGACUCGGGCUGUCGGUCGAUGGGAACGGCAGAUUCGCUCACCGAAUACGUGCUGCAAUCUGGAAACCAGGCUAUUCAUCCGGACCGACUCUAUCGUUGCGCUCGUUUAUGGGGGCGGUGUUUUUGGGGCAAGCAAUAUCCUGACCAGGAGGUGUCAGAUGAUAUGGAAAACUACCGUGCCCUAGAGCUUCUCCACGCGGGGAUGACUCUCCGCUACAAAAUAUGGCAAGCCCUAUCCGAUGACGCCGUACAGACCAACAACCAAGCGGAGUUACUUUUGAAGGAGAUCAAGGCCACCCGCGAAGUAUGGUUUUUCCAGACUGUCUUGGACUUUGCUGGACCUGCGUCGACACGCCGGACACUUAACACGAUCAAUAUGGCUGUUAGUACCUUCUACGCACAAGUUCUGUUCCAUCGGCGUCUUUUAUACCCUCCGGGGCCGCCGUCGCCGUUUCAGCGCGUCGCUGUUACCAAUAUAAUUGAGAUUGCGCGCAAGCAAUACGCAUCAGAUCCGCGCCUUCUUCGCCGCAUACACUGGCCGCUGCUAAUGGCAAUCAUCGAAACUGAUGACAUCUCGCAGCGUGAGUGGCUACGUGAACGUUUGGUUGAUCUGCGGGGGUUCCACUCAGAGUACGCAUGGGCUAGCGAUCUCGCAGACGAAAUCCUCGCUUUGCAAGAUACGAGCAAGGAUAGAUACGCGGAUAUAGCAAGUUUUUUUCGUCGACAUGUAACAGGAUGA